This is a messenger RNA of Knipowitschia caucasica, 453 nucleotides long. NCBI's taxonomy places the organism in Eukaryota, Metazoa, Chordata, Actinopteri, Gobiiformes, Gobiidae. The record is from the annotation of a GenBank genome assembly.
AUGCGUCGCAAAUUACCUCUACGUCAUCAGAAGAACCGUGCAGAAGUUCCCGAGCAUCUCAAGUACCACCUCAAGAACCCUCUCCAGAACCUCACCAGAACCUCUCCAAAGCCUUCAGCAGAGACAGGACAGGGAACAAUGGGUGACGUUGCCAAAGGAAAGAAGGCCUUUGUACAAAAGUGUGCUCAGUGUCACUCUGUAGAAGAAGGAGGCAAGCACAAAGUCGGCCCCAACCUGUGGGGGCUGUUCGGCCGCAAGACUGGCCAGGCAGAGGGGUACUCCUACACAGAUGCCAACAAGAGCAAAGGUAUCAUCUGGAACGACGACACCCUGAUGGAAUACUUGGAGAACCCCAAGAAAUAUAUUCCUGGAACCAAAAUGAUUUUUGCUGGUAUCAAGAAGAAGGGCGAGCGACAGGAUGUUGUUGCAUACCUGAAGUCAGCAACCUCAUAA